UCUUAAUAGUAUUAGUUUUAUAAACAAAAACAAAUACUACAAAUUUCAUAAGAUACACUCAUCUUUUAAGCAGACCCUGUAGUUUCACUUCAGCGCCUCCACCUCAUUCUCUCAUAUCACUUCCCCUCUCUCCGACGUAGUUUUGCUUCCCGAUUAGGGCUUUUCUCCGCCGCGCUUCGCAAUCUCCAAUCACCGAUUCCAUGGGCUCCGAAGAAAUCGAGUGGCCCGCGAAUCGAGUUCGCGACACUUUUAUCAAGUUUUUCGAAGAUAAGCAGCAUGUUAAUUGGAAAUCCAGCCCUGUUGUUCCUCACAAUGAUCCUACUCUGCUCUUCGCUAACGCAGGGAUGAAUCAAUACAAGCCUAUCUUUUUAGGAACUGCUGAUCCCAACACUCAGCUGAGUAAGCUAACACGUGCUUGCAAUACACAGAAGUGUAUAAGAGCGGGUGGGAAACAUAAUGAUUUGGAUGAUGUUCGUAAAGAUACUUAUCACCACACUUUCUUUGAGAUGCUUGGUAAUUGCUCUUUUGGGGACUAUUUUAAAGCCGAGGCGAUCUCGUGGGCAUGGAAGCUUCUCACCAAGGUGUACAAAUUACCUGAAGAUCGAAUUUAUGCUACCUAUUUUGGUGGUGAUGAAAAGUCUGGCCUUGACCCUGAUACUGAAGCUAAGGCUUUGUGGCUCAAAUAUCUUCCAAAGAAACGCGUAUUGCCAUUUGGUUGUAAGGGGUAAAGCAGUGGCACCAAAGCUGGGAGUUGUAUUCGAAUCAAACGCGGUUGUUGUGCAACUUGAACCAAAGCCGGUAGGCGCGAUCACUGAAGUCGAACCAAACUGUGAAGUAUUUUAAUAUCACAUUUUUUCCUUUUAUUUUCUGUUAACGAAAAUCAGCCUUGACCAUGAACACGAAAUGUGCAUCCACUAAAUUGAGGUAUCCAAACCCUAGAUAUUCGAAUAUAGGGGCAAAAUUAGCUUCAUCGUCAGUCUACAAAGUCACUUUACUUGGACGGCGGACGAUUACAAUUUAUUUGGCUGUAAGACAGGUUUGUUUAUCGAUAAUUUCGGUACAUAAUUUUACAGUAUAUUGAUAAGCGGAUUUGUCUUUUUUCUUUUUUAUACGUUUUAAUAUGAUAGUUUGGUUUUAUAGAGUAGAAGAGGAUGUUAUAUUUAUAAUAGUUUUUGAUAAAGGGGACAAAGUGUAUUAACUAAUUUGUUUUUUGUUGCAGUGUUAUGUCAUCUGUUUCGAGUAGUUUAAAUUCGUGUCUGCGUUAAACCAAUGAAGGCCUUAAAACUGCUCAAACACACAACCUCCGUCCAAGGUCCUGCAUCUGAGGAAUUUUCCAUGAGAGUGCACUGAGGAGGAACUGAUUGAACUUGGUAAACCAUUUGGUAAAGUUGUCAACACCAAGUGUAAUAUUGGAGCCAACCGAAACCAAGCUUUUAUUGAAUUUGCUGAAGCGGCUCAGGUCCGAGGGAAAACUUUCUACCUACAGUAUUCCAAUAGGCAAGAAAUAGUGAACUACAAAACUACUGCAGAUGUUGUUAGAAAUGUGCUGGAGAUGUUGCAGAUCGCCGAGAGCUUAGUAGCUGAACGCAAAAUACAAACAAAGAGGCGAAUAAAAAACUGAAAGAGAUCACAGAUCAAUAACCGCGCAGGAAUGGCUUCACUGGAUCAUCUAUGGUGUGGUGGUUGUUUUGGUUUUCCCUUCCAGCACUGGAGCAAAAUCAUUUCACAAUGAAAGAAAAUCCAACAGGACGGAGCGGCCUAUGCUCACUUGCUAACUGCUCUUGCUCCAGAACUUGGAAGUAAAACUGUCUUGGCGACAGAUGAUCCUACUGAAAGAGCAAAUUUAAUCGUGGAGCAAGCUGAGAACAUGGACUGCAAAAGGUUGCCCAGUCAAGACUAUAUUGAUGCAGUUUAAUUGCAGUGAAGCACUAGCCGAGAGAUGGGAGACAAUCGACUAAGUUACAGAUAAUAAUGUUUGUGGCAUUGUUUCUCUAUCAUCAUGAUGGAGUUUGUGCAAUAUCCUGUGUGAUCAACCUCAUCCUGAUGUACUUCGGGGAUGCAAUAUUAGCGAGCACAAAUACAUGUGCCUAUUCAUAUUGGCCAACCAAUUUCUAUAUGCAGUCAAUUUGUGUGGAUAAGUUCAUUCCAAAGCUGGGUGUCUUUAAGUCAAGGGUGCAGUGCCCUCUGGAGGAGGUGAAUGAACUCAUGAAAGUUGAUCAAGUGCUCGAGUUUAUGGCUUUUGUUGGGCCUGGUAUCUCAAAAAUUGCUCAGGCUGAUGUUUAGUGGUAGUCCUGCAUGCUAUUAUAUAUAUGUAUGGUUAAGGGGUAGUAUUUGAGGUCUCAGUUUCUCUUUCUCAGUAGUUUGUAUGGUAUUUUGUUUGCUUGGUCUUCCCAAUUGGUUGGGGUUCUUUUCGUUGUGACCUUUGCAAGAUUAUAUGAGAUUUACGGAAUUACGGUACUUUAUUUUUUUA
Molecule: messenger RNA, 2470 nt
Organism: Daucus carota subsp. sativus
Lineage: Eukaryota; Viridiplantae; Streptophyta; Magnoliopsida; Apiales; Apiaceae
Product: alanine--tRNA ligase-like
Exons: 12
Coding region: 201-728 (175 amino acids)
Biological process (GO): alanyl-tRNA aminoacylation
Cellular component (GO): mitochondrion; chloroplast
Molecular function (GO): nucleic acid binding; ATP binding; alanine-tRNA ligase activity
Source: RefSeq, a predicted model, not a curated record